UUUCGCGACUUUGUGUUGUGUGUGCGCAUUUCGUGAUAAAAAGUUGUGCAUAAAAUUACAAAAAAAAAUAAAUGCUUAAAAUUUUUGAUUAUUAAAAAUUUACACUUUCUGCGUGUGUAUUAAUAUAAUAAAUUUGCAAAAUUAAUACACGUCAAAAUUAAAAUACUCAUUAGUGGUUCCAUUAAAAACAAGAUUUCUUGAUCUCGACUUCUUCUUCUUGCUGUUGUUGUUGUUGCGCCUUCUUGUGUUGUGUGCUAUGUGUAAAUGCCACUGGAAAUUUUGACAUUAAAACAACUACAAAAAAAUAAAAACAAAAAAACACGGUUGCGGAGUAAAAUCACAUUACACUAAGUGAAAAUGGGUACAAAAAUCGAAUAUGUCGAUACGACUCACUUAUACGCCACAAAAUACAUUAGGAAUUCAAAGGCAAUUGCCGUUCUCUGGACCAUUUUUACAAUUUGCUAUGCGAUUAUAAGCAUCGUAGCGUUUGUGACGCCAGAAUGGGUUGGUGAUCCAGAUAAUGAGAGCGCAGGGCGUUUAGGCCUUUGGCAGGUGUGUCAGAAAGAUGAAAUAUUCGAUAAUUGUAAGAGACGAUGGGAAAAUAUACUUUCAGUGCCAACGUUUUCAUUUCAAUUGGCUACAUUAUUUAUGGCGGCCGCUGUGGCCCUGGCCUUGCUCACUAUCUGUUUCUUAAUUUUUUUGAUUUUCAUGAAGUCAACUAAAGUAUUUCACAUUUGCGGUUGGAUGCAGAUUAUAUCAGCAAUAUGUAUGAUUGUCGCUUGUGCUGCUUUCCCCUUCGGUUGGAAUUCAGAUGAUUUUCGCAAAAUUUGUGGUCCAGAUGCAAAUCGGUUUGAAUUGGGUUUAUGUGGCAUUCGCUGGGCAUACCCGUUAGCAAUAAUUGGUUGUGUUGAUGGAGUUGUUCUAGCUACACUUGCCUUCAUAUUAGCCACCAGACACGUACGCCUGCAGCCAGACCCAUUAUAUCAAAGUUCAUUGUAUAAAGUCUAUUCCACAGGUGAAAUCAAUAACGCGUAUAUAACAGAUGCAGUUAGUUUAGCGGGAUCGAGGAAAUCAUUAAAUUUACAACCCAUUUUGCUAGUAGCACCACCGCACAAUGUUACACUAUAAAAUUUUGUAAUUUAUUUUAAUGAUACUAUUAUAUGUUAUUUUUAUUUAUUUAUAUUUUAAGCUUGUUCGUUUAAUGUUAAUUUCGCUAUUUUGAACGAAAUUUUUACUAUUUUGUAUUUUGGUUUUAAACUUUGGUAAAUUAUAUGAAGAAUUAUAGCUUUCAAACUGUUAGUAUUUAAUUAAUGACUCUUAAACUGUAUUCCUUGAAAUUUCAAACUGUACAUCUGGCAUUCAAAGUGUAUCUCAGUUGGAUCAUGUAAAAAUUAAACUAAAAGAAAUAAAUAAAAUGAAAUUGUAAAUAUUUUAAAU
Molecule: messenger RNA, 1437 nt
Organism: Teleopsis dalmanni
Lineage: Eukaryota; Metazoa; Arthropoda; Insecta; Diptera; Diopsidae
Product: LHFPL tetraspan subfamily member 3 protein-like
Exons: 6
Coding region: 358-1128 (256 amino acids)
Biological process (GO): sensory perception of sound
Cellular component (GO): plasma membrane
Source: RefSeq, a predicted model, not a curated record